Umbelopsis ramanniana AG is the source of this 2912-nucleotide messenger RNA. RefSeq lists its product as uncharacterized. NCBI's taxonomy places the organism in Eukaryota, Fungi, Mucoromycota, Umbelopsidomycetes, Umbelopsidales, Umbelopsidaceae. The coding region runs from base 255 to 2531 and encodes 758 amino acids. Gene Ontology annotation, biological process: mRNA 3'-end processing by stem-loop binding and cleavage. The record is from RefSeq and is a predicted model, not a curated record. The transcript is spliced from 7 exons. Gene Ontology annotation, cellular component: mRNA cleavage and polyadenylation specificity factor complex. Gene Ontology annotation, molecular function: RNA binding.
CGACACUACUGGUAUAACAUUUUUCUAUUUCCAUGCCUGCCUCCUUGGGACGCUUUUGCUCCGCUUCCUUUCUUUCGAGCAAUUCACGUGAUCCAUGAAACCUCAAAAAAUGAACUCACCAGUCUUUUUGCAAGAGUGUUGAAUUCUCGCGCCUUGGUCGAUUACAACGUGAAACAUCCGAGAGGACGAGCGUUGUACCAUUUAACGCCUUUAAACGCUUGAUUCGACUCGUAGAUAGCUCUGUUUGAAGUAAAAUGAGCAGCGAUCUCAAAUUCACGCCAAUAUCUGGAGCGAAAAACAGCGAUCCACUUUGCUACCUACUUGAGAUCGAUGAAGUAAAACUGCUAUUAGAUUGCGGCUGGUCCGACAAGUUUGAUGUCGAAGAACUACAACAAUUUAGAAGGGUAGCCAAGCAAGCCGACGCACUCUUGAUAUCCCAUGCGGAUGUACAGCACUUGGGAGCUUAUCCAUAUGCGAGAAGCCACCUUGGUCUGUCAUGCCCUGUGUUUGCAACUAUUCCAGUCGUCAAUAUGGGAAGAAUGUGCAUGUAUGAUUUGCAUCAAGCGAAGGUCAACGAACAAGAAUUCGACGUAUUUACUUUGGAAGAUGUCGAUUCAGCAUUUGAUAAGAUGACCCCGCUUCGUUAUUCGCAACCCACAGCACUUCAAGGUAAAUGCAAAGGCAUUACCAUUACGGCAUACUCGGCAGCGCACACAAUUGGUGGUACCGUUUGGAAGAUUAAGAAGGAUACCGAUGAGAUUUUGUACGCUGUUGAUUACAAUCACAGUCGAGAAAGACAUUUAGGAAAUUCUGUUCUUAACGUGGGUACCAGUCAAGGUCUGGAAUCCCUAGGACGGCCCACACUCAUGAUCACAGAUGCAAAUAAUGCCGAUGUUGCCUUACCCAAACGAAAAAGCCGUGAUACUGCACUCUUUAACACUUUGGCCGAGACAUUACGAAACGCUGGAUCAGUGCUGCUUCCAACUGACUCAUCCACCCGUGUCCUUGAAUUGGCACUUAUGCUUGAUCAGCAUUGGGCGAAAAAUCAAUUCACCUACCCCCUCAUUCUAUUGACCCAUACAUCAUACCACACAGCCCAUUUUGCAAAAGUCAUGUUGGAAUGGAUGGGUGAAGAUAUGACUCGAACUUUUUCGCAAACCAGAGAGAAUCCAUUCGAUUUCAAGUAUCUUCGACUAUGUCAUCGUAUCGAAGACUUGGAAAAAUACCCAGGACCCAAGGUUGUUUUGGCCAGCAACCAAUCACUUGAGACAGGCUUUGGCCGAGAUCUCUUUUUGAGGUGGAUGCGACAAAAUCAAACGGAAACAGAUGCUGUCAAUACGUUAAUUCUCACUGACAGAGCUGCUCCAGGUACUUUGGCCGCCCAUCUGUACAAUGAAUGGUACGGCAGAAAUCGUGCGGACGAAGCAGCUGCUGUUGCUGGCACAGACCGACCUGAAGUGCGAUCACCGAUAGAAUACGAAACACAGCUUCACACAGUCAUUCAUCAGAGGGUGCCAUUAGAAGGAGAAGAACUGGAAGAGUAUGAGACAAGGAAACGCAAUCAAGCAGAACGAGAAGCUCAACAAGCGGCUAUUAUGGCUAGAAGCCGAGUCAUUAUGGAAGAGGAUGAAUCGGAUGCAUCUGAUGCGGAUGAACCCGAUGAUGUGAAUCUGGAAGAUUUGCUCACUACGCAGUUUGAUCUUUAUGUUCGAGAUGCUGGCAAGUCUGGUGGUUUCUUUAAGCAAACCCAUAGUUAUCGCAUGUUCCCAUACGUUGAGCGCCGAAAGAAGUUUGAUGACUAUGGUGAAGCGAUCAUGGUGGAUCAUUACAAGCAAGCGUCUGAUAUUGAGCAAAUUGAAGAGGCUAUGAAUGCAGGCACAGGAGCCAAAUUUGGAGGAGAGGAUGUUGACAUGGAUUUGGCUGAGCCAAUUCUUCCAGCGCGGGAUGAAACGCCUACAAAGUACAUCUCGUUUGAAGAUAGCAUUACCAUCAAAUGCAUGCUGCAAUAUAUUGACUUUGAAGGUCUAACGGAUGGACGAUCCAUUCGAAACAUUCUGGCGAAGAUUGCUCCCCGAAAAUUGAUUAUCGUUCAUGGCACACCGCAAGCAACAGAGCAUCUCUCUGCUGCGCUCAAGAAUGUAACACAAUUCACCAACGAUGUGUAUACGCCUGAUGUUGGCGAAAUUCUUAACGUGUCAGCCGCUACCAAUAUCUACCGUGUCAGACUUACUGAUGCUCUUGUGACCGCCUUGCGAUUCUCAAAGUUGGACGAUUAUGACCUUGCGCGUGUAUCUGGACGUAUCCACUUUUCAAGUGAUCGGACGCCGACGCUCGAUCUUCCAUCUAGUCAGGAUCAGAUACCCUUUGAACCACCAGUCUUGGUGGGAGACGUGCGACUUCGAGAGUUCCGAAAAGUCCUUCAAGCAGAAGGCAUUACCGCUGAAUUCAAAGGCGAAUUACUUCUUGUGUGCAAUGACCAUGUCGUGGUUAGGAAGGUAAUGUUCAAAUUGUCACUAUGGAUGUUUGGAUAAAGUCAAAAUAGCGUUAACGCCAAAUGAUUUUUUAGAUGGGCACUGGUCAACUCCUUCUAGAAGGAUUACUUUCACCUGAUUAUUACAAAAUUCGGUCACUUUUGUAUGCACAGCAUGCUAUUGUAUAGUUUUCAAUGCUCUAGAUUACCUCAUAAACAACGUUUUUAUUGUUUCAUACUUGAUUUUUUUAUCUCAGCGGUGUGUGCAGCCAUCGUCUUGGACAGUGGGAAUGAUUGAACUACCUGCCCGGAAACCCCUUUGACAAGACAUGACAUGCAGCAUGUUGUUAACAGCUGAAUGCGCAUUACUCUUCGGCUUCUAGCAGAGUUUGGUAUGACCUUGUAACCAAAAAAAUAAAAAUAAAAUAAUUGAAAAUUUACA